This is a messenger RNA of Nezara viridula (southern green stink bug), 2656 nucleotides long. NCBI's taxonomy places the organism in Eukaryota, Metazoa, Arthropoda, Insecta, Hemiptera, Pentatomidae. The record is from the annotation of a GenBank genome assembly.
AAUUGUGAUAAUUUUUAUUUUUUAUUGUUUUUACUUGUUUAAUUAAUUUUUAGUUCGGUAUGAUUGCAAAAUUAUCAAAAGUAGAAAUAUCUGUAUAUUUAAUAGUAUGGGUGUUUAGUUUUUCUUUUUCAUUUUACAAUGUUUACUUACUUGGAGUUCCUUUUGAAAUAUCCAAAUCAAAUUACUUUAUUGAAGGUUGGUCUAUACUUACAAGAAGAAAGGAUGAUUCUGAUGAUGAGUGGGUACUCUGGACUAAUUUUUCUGUUAUGCUGGCUCCGUGGUUUAUUGGUCAUGUAAUCCUUUCUGAAAUUACACGAAUCUUUUUUAUUGAGGCCAUUCCGUUAUGUUAUAUGUUGAUAACAAUUUUAGUUUUAUUGUGCCAUUUCCCUCCAGUGCUAUCAGCGUUUCUAAUCAUUCAACUUUGUACAUUCUUCAUUGGGAUGUUAAUAGCUUCGAAGUUUUUUAUAUGGUUUCUUGGAAUAUUUUAUUUGCUUCUCAUAAGUGUUGGUAAAGAUGUCUUUAUGGAUACCAGUAGGAUGACCGAUGAAGAUCGUCUUAUAUCUGUUCUAUUAGCUUGGUUUCUCAUUAGGUGUCUUGAUUUUGCUUUAUCAGAAGUUCAAGGAAGUAAUGAGCAAUGGCCAAGGUUUCUCAAUUUACUGGCUUACUCUUUUUAUUUGCCAUGUUUUUUCUUUGGUCCUUUUAUACCAUAUGACCACUUCAAAUUGCAGGUGUAUAAAACUCAACAGCCCAGUUAUAAAACGAGAUGUUUGUACCUGUUUAGUUCACUUGUGAAAUAUUAUCUUUAUUAUUUAUUGUUUGAAUUUUUGUCUCAUUUACUGUACUGCAAUGCGAUGCAUCUUGUUAUUGAAAAUUUGAUGUCUAAUGGGAUGUGGACACUGAGUGGCAUCGGAUUAUGCAUGGCUAACUUUUUUUACUUAAAGUAUAUUGUUGUGUAUGGUUUCUCUACAAGUAUUGCAAUUUAUGAGAAUUUUACAACUCCUGAUCUCCCCAAGUGUAUUUAUAGGAUUCAUCUCUAUUCUAAAAUGUGGAGGCAUUUUGAUAGAGGUUUCUAUCUUUUCAUAUUCAGGUGUAUUUACUCUCCAGUUUGUGGAAGGAAAAAUGCUUCAAUAAUAAGAAAAUCAUUUGCUUCAUUUUUAUGUUUUUUAUUUGUAUACAUAUGGCAUGGUGGCACAAUCGGUAUCUUUUAUUGGUCUUUGUUUAAUUUUGUUGGCUUACUUUGUGAAGCAAUUUGUAGACAGUUCUGGAAGCGUGAGUUCGUUAAUCGUUGGUUGGAGUCUAACCUUAGUAAACAAAAUUUGAGAAGACUUGAAGCUUUAAUUGCUUCACCUUUGUGGCUUUUUGCUGUUAUCUCGAACUUCAUGUUUUUUGGAGGUCAUAAAAUGGGAAUGCUGUACUUCGAAAAGCUUUUUAAAGGCUCUCUCCUGCUGAAUGUAUCAGUGGUUUUGAUUGCUUAUUGUAUGUGCCAAGUAUCAAUUGAGACCGACAAGUUUGAAAAGAAGACAAGUGAUAAAUAUUUAAUCACUCAUAAACUCGAAAAAGUCGAGUAAGGAUUCACUGCAGUUGACAAAGACAAGAAAUGGUUUGGCUUCAACUAAGAUUUUUGAAGAAAGAAAUUCAUAACUACUAUAUUCGAUAUUUAAUGAGAAAAAAAGGAUCUAUUAUAGAUAGCACAGUCUAUUUUACAGACUAUGCUGCAUCAAUACAAUAGUUAGAAAAGAAUAUCUAACUUAGGGUCCAUUGCCUACUAACAUAUUUUUAAUAAAAUCAUGAAAUUGAAUCCUGUGUGAAAAAGGCAAGAUCUUUAUUUAGCAAUUGACUGUUUAAUCCAUACUAUCAGAGUGAGAAUGCUCCCUCUUAUAAUUAGGAUAUGGAAUAUUUUUAACUCACCAUAGUCUGGCAAUUCUUAUUCUGCCUGAGAUAUGUAUUAAAGUACUUUUUCUUGUUUAACUAUGUGAACCAAUCAUAUCACUUAAAGAUCCAUAAUUUUUUUAAGCAAUUUUAGAGAUAAAAAGGGGUAUAGUAUACUAACUAAUUACAUCUCUAUUUGAUUUUUAUAAUCACUGCCUGAUUACUUAUAUGAUGUCAAUUCUUUACAAAUUUGGAUUUCUCUGGAGUAUGCAUUAAUCCUUCAUAGCCUACAGAGUCUAUAUAUUUACAAUACACUAGCUAGUCCAUGCAGGCUCAAAGAACUGGAUUACUAGGAAACACUUAAAUUGAAUUUGAUUUAAAUAACAAUUUUGAUGACCCUAUUUAAAAAGAAAUAGGAAUUUAAGUUGAAACUUAAUACAGGUUUGAACCAGAAGUGGAUUAAGGACCACCAGGAAAUCUACUUUAAUUUAGGUGUUUUUUUUUUAAUAUUUAGUUGCAUUGCAAAACUGCUAUUUUUUUUAAGCUGGUAUGUAUAUGAAAUAAAUACAUUAAAUUAAAACACUGUAUUAUUGAAUAAGUUAUUACUUCUUGACAAAGUUCGUGAAUAUUAAUCUAUCUUGGAAAUUCCAAUAUUUCAUUAUUUUACUUGUUGAUUUCAUUUUUAAUUAACCUGGACAAAUAAAUACUUAUGGUAGAUUAAUGUUUCUGUAACAGUUUAUGUAUGUCUGUAACAAGUAUAUAUAUAUAUAUAUAUAUAUAUAUAUAU